AUGGCGAACUUGACAAAGCUUGAUUUUACUGCCCUUGACGUUACUGGGAAGAUUUACCUUACCUGGGUACUGGAUACUAAGAUCCAUUUGGAAGCAAGGAAUCUUGGAGAUACCAUUAGGGAAGAGAACAACUCAUCAUCUCAAGAUCGAGCGAAAGCCAUGAUCUUUAUUCUUGAUAAGGGACUAAAGAGCGAGAUCCAGGAUUUCAAGUCAGUGGCAGAGUACAAUUCUGCACUAUUCAGAAUUACAUCUCAGAUGAAGCUAUGUGGGGGUACUAUUACUGAGAAAGAUUUGUUGGACAAGACUUUCAGCACAUUUCAUGCCUCUAAUGUGCUCCUGCAGUAG
This is a messenger RNA of Malus domestica (apple), 345 nucleotides long. NCBI's taxonomy places the organism in Eukaryota, Viridiplantae, Streptophyta, Magnoliopsida, Rosales, Rosaceae. The record is from RefSeq and is a predicted model, not a curated record.